Messenger RNA from Microcebus murinus (gray mouse lemur), 6057 nucleotides. NCBI's taxonomy places the organism in Eukaryota, Metazoa, Chordata, Mammalia, Primates, Cheirogaleidae. The record is from RefSeq and is a predicted model, not a curated record.
AUCUUCAUUGGGAGUACCUGGGUUUACAAACCUGAAGAUCGGAGGUAUUUACAAUUUAAAUUCAUAGAUUUUAGAUGAAUAUGUAAAUUGGUUAAAUGAGAGAUUGGGAAUUCUCAUACAUUUAUUAAUAGUUCUGAAUUUGCAUAUAUGUAUAUAACAUUGACAUUUUACUUGUAUACACUGGCAUUUAUGAACUAUUUUUACCUGUAACUAAAAAUUUCUUAUUUGAUUCUUAAAGCAAACCUGAAUGUUUUGUUAUCUUAACUAAUAUAAAUAGAUACUGAAGCUCAAUAACUUUGGGAAGAGAAUCCAGGGUCACAGAAUUCAUCAAUUUCAUGACAAGCAAAAGAACUCAGUUAAUCUAAUUCUAAAUUUUGUUUUACUACAUGUCUACCACAUCAUUUCAGAAGCUAAAUUCCUAUAUAAAGUCAUAGACUCAUUCGAGAUAUUUUCUGAUUAUUUCCAUGUGUACCAAACCAUAGCAAAACGAUGCAAUCUGUACCAGUAAAAAUUCAGCAAGUAUAGGUCCUUCUCAGGGCGUCCUCCGUGGUGAGGAGCAGACACUGCCUCUGACCUGAUGCUGUAUUUAAAGUCCUGGUUCGCAGUGGGAAGGGCGUGCUCUCUGACAAGCGAGACCUUCUAUGUGCUCAUAGGAAGGAGUGGCCAGAUAGCUGCAAAAUUGAAGUCUUUAGAAUUUUCCUUUGCGUUGCUAGGACUAUGGAGCUUGCUAUGGAAAAAGCCAGGGACAGCAGAAGAUUUAAAAAUACACACCUAUAUACACACAUUUAGGAGAUGGUGUGAACAGAGAACAGAAAAACUUUUUGGCUUUGUAAAGCAACACAUCAUUUUCCCUCUGUCCUCAGAGUUUCAGGACAUGGUAAAAGUUAAACCCCAAAUGUGGAAAGUGUGGAAGCAGUUGAAAUACUACUGAUAUUUAGACUAUUUCAUAAAGUGGACAGCAUUUUUUCUUCACAUACAUAUUUUAAUGGGCUCCAUUAAUGAAAAAUGGAAAAGGCAAAAGAAAAAUGAGGUAAAUUGUUGACAACAAUGAUGACAUUGUAUCAGGGAAACUUAUAAAACCCGGCACCAAAUAUUUUGAAAUGGACAAAAAAAAUUUUUCAAAAGGGAUAUACAUGAAAAACAUAGUUUGCAUUCUUAAAAAACUGUUUGCAUUCUUAAAAAAUAAUCCUGAUUAUAAUAAUUUAUGUGAUUUACUCUCAACUAUGACUACUUUUCACAAGUCACAUUAACGAUUAUAUAUAGUUAAAGAUUUAGGAGAUUCACAUGUUGGCACACUUUAUUUGAUAACUACAGUGAAUGUCUAGCUGUUGCUGCAGGCUGUGGAUGAGAACGAGAAUGAAUUGAGACUGUCCGACCCAAACACUUCUCCCUCUCACAGAUCCAAGUCUGCCAUUAGUGAAAGGGUGUAUAGCUCCUUACUUCUUAGGUUUAUCGUAAAGAUCAAUGAGUCAAUAGAUGCAAUCGCUUGCUAGCAUGACACAGAGCACAAAGUGAACUUUUCACAAUGUCAUCACUGUUAUUCUCAAUAGUAAUUUUUUUCUGUACAUUUGAUUGAAAUGCUCAGAGUUUUAGAAUAUUUAGAGGAACAUUCAAGUAGUUUGAGCAAUUUAACUCCCAAACAAGUUGGUAAAAUGUCUGACCUGGAAUAUAUUUAGCUUUAAAACACAUGAAAAAUCAUCCUUUACUUUCAUAAAGUUUGUUGUGGAUUCUUUUUCUUUAUCAAAACCUAAAAUUAUAUGGAACACGGUCACUCUGUUUUCCUUAAUUACCCAAUUUUCAAAAAUAAUAGGUGGGUUAUAGUUCAAUAUGUAUGUGUCUGUACUAUUUCCUCUAAAUCCUAAUUGCUAAUACUCAUGCUAAUCAUAAUGCUAAUGCCAAUUUCUCAUCAUCCUAAAAUUAAAAAUAAAGAAAAAUAAUUUUAGAACAAUGAAUAUCUCUUGUAUUGGAUGAUCCUUUUAUGUCUGAAUUCGCAAGAGCUCAUGUUAUUUCAUCUCUGAAAUAACAUGUCUGAAACAUGAAUAAAUUGACACCGAGUAUAUCCUCAUGAUGCAGACAAUGACUUGUGGCCCAAAUGUAGAUGACGCAUCCUUGUGGGUAAAUGGCAGACAUAGACUACUCAUGGGCUGUACCAAAGAAGUUUUGAAGAUGGUGUUGAUUCUGACCAUCCUAAGGUGUGUUUAAUAAUAAUACAAAUUUAAAUAUAUCUAAGGCAGUACACAUAAACACACAUGCAUACGCAUACAUAUGAGGCCAUCAUAUGUUUAGCUGCUGUACAGCAUGGCAUGCAUCCUUAGGCGUUGUUAUGUAUAUCGUUGUGGUACAAUGGCAUCUGCUGACAUCAUCUUGUCCAAUGUAUUUAAAGAAUUAUUGAUUACUAAUGGUCAACUUUAUUUAAAAACAUUCUGGAAUAGAUAAAUUUCUAGAUACCAAUUCCAAAGUAUCAAUAAUAUUAUUUUAAAAUUUAUUAUUCCAACUUUUAGAAGUUUGCUGACUGAUAGUUAUCUUAUAUGCUGCUAUUUUAAUUCCCUGGAAAGUCAUCGUUUUAUUUGAAAGCCUCUAGGUUGGACCAGCACCACUAACUAUAGACUGAUGGAAGGGAGCAACACGUCCUCUACUGACUUCACCUUCACGGGCCUGUUCAACACAAAGGAAACCUCAGGCCUUCUUUGUGCUGUCGUCACUGUCAUCUUCUUCACUGCACUGAUGGCCAACGGAGUCAUGAUCUUCCUGAUCCAAACUGAUCGGCACCUCCACACCCCCAUGUACUUCCUCCUCAGCCACCUCUCCUUCAUCGACAUGACGUACAUCUCCACCAUCGUGCCCAAGAUGCUGGUCAAUCACCUGCUGGGUCAAAGGACCAUUUCCUUUGUGGGGUGCACAGCUCAACACUUCCUCUACCUUACCCUUGUGGGAGCUGAGUUCUUCCUUCUGGGCCUCAUGGCCUAUGACCGCUACGUGGCCAUCUGCAACCCUCUGAGAUACCCUGUCCUCAUGAGCCGCCGGGUCUGUUGGAUGAUCAUAGCAGGUUCCUGGUUUGGUGGCUCUUUGGAUGGCUUCCUCCUAACUCCCAUCACCAUGAGCUUUCCUUUCUGCAAUUCCCGGGAGAUUAACCACUUCUUUUGUGAGGCACCGGCGGUCCUGAAAUUGGUAUGUGCAGACACAACCUUGUAUGAGACAGUGAUGUAUGUGUGCUGUGUGCUGAUGCUGCUGAUUCCUUUCUCCGUGGUGAUUGCUUCCUAUGCCCGAAUCCUGACCACUGUCCACCACAUGAGCUCUAUGGAGGGCAGGAGGAAGGCAUUUGCCACCUGUUCCUCUCACAUGACUGUGGUGACCUUGUUCUAUGGGGCUGCCAUGUACACCUACAUGUUGCCACACUCUUACCACACACCUGCCCAGGACAAAGUCCUGUCCGUGUUCUACACCAUCCUCACACCCCUGCUGAACCCCCUCAUCUACAGCCUGAGGAACAGAGACGUGACUGGAGCUCUGAAGAGGGUGCUGGGGAGAUUCAGGGGUUCUCAGAGAGUGUCAGGACAUGUCUCUUAACAGUCAGCUCCUUCCCAGGCAGAUAAACAGGAGGGUCCAUGGCCACGGUGGCUGUGCUCUCAGUGAAGGAGUGAACAGGAGGGAUGGCGCGGUGUCACGGCUGUAUACUGGUUUUCAUUCACGGUUCCCAUAGAUUGUGUUGCAAUGUUGGGGGCUCAGAAGCAGGCCUCAGAAAACAGUCUCUGACUUUCUCCUGUCUUUGUUCACCGGCUCCUCUUUCUCCCCAAAGCAGGCCUCAGAAACUAAAGUAUUCGCUAACCUUCCCCAACUUGUGGCCAUAAAGAAAUUCUUUGAUCUACCUUGUCUGAGUGUAGGUCAUGAGUCCCCAUUUCAGAGGGGACCUGCCUCCUAGCCUGGAGGAGGAAGCCCUGCACCGAGAGGCCAAGGGCGACCUGAGCAGGCAGGCUCGCCUGGCUCCCCGCUCGGCGCUGGUAGCGGACCACGCCCUACUCGCAGGCGCAGCCGCCUGUGCUUCGAUCGUGCUGUCCCACAGAGUCUCCAUGAAAGGCCCAAGAGCGUGGGGUAUGGAGAGCUUCUGGACAAUUAAACUCGAAAAGGUUUGCAGGGCAAACAAGAACUCAUUUCCGUGCCCAGGAAGGUGGCACACUCGAAUGGGAACAGAAGCUCCUGCACUUGAGCCCCUUCCAGACCUUGCUCCAUGUAUCUUUCCAUCUGAUUGUUUAUUUAUAUCCCUUGUAAUAGUCCCUUAUAAUAAACUGGUAAACUUGAGUCAGUGUUUCCCUGAGUUCUGUGAGCCACUCUAACAAAUUAAUCAAACCCAAGGAGGAGCUGUAGGAUUCUUGACUUGUAGGCCAUCAGAAGCACAUUUAAAACCACCCAGGGCUUGCAACUGACAGUGGAGAUGGAGGCCGGGCCCUCACCCGGUGGGACCUGGCACUAUGUCCCUGUAGUUGGUACCAGGAUGGAGCUGAAGUGGUGACACCAAAUGGUGUGCGUGGAAAUGCCCGCAUGCGCUUGGUCACAGCAAUCUUCCGUGGCUGUUGUGUGGUGCGAGGGCAGAGGACAGACAAUGUGACUGUGUUUUCCCCACACUCAAAAACAGUGAAUGUUCAAGAAGUCCUCUCAAUUGCCCUUCUGUCUUCCCUUCUUUCCUUUAUUAUAUCUUCCUUUUCUCUGCCUUGCUCACAUGUAUUCAAAUACCUGAUGGCUUCCAGAAACACAAAUUAGAGAGUUUUUCCCGGGAAUUUUACCUUUAGGAGGUUAUAUAAAUUUCACAUGAAAUUUUAAAUGGCAUGAGCUAUGUCAAGGAGUAUAGGGAGGACAGUGGUACUUUUAGGAUUUGUGACACUACUGUGUAAGUCUAGCUCUCCAUCCAAGGAUAAAAACAAUGCCACAGUUUCUAUUCCGGGCCUAGCAUUCUAGGAAGACCGUUGGCACAGCUGCCUGUGUGCUCCCGUGCAAUGCCUCAGGAAGAGUCACUGAAUGGACUUUUCUUAAGUAGCCAUUGUACUCACUACAAUCAUUAGGUGCUUGUUAUUUUCAGCAAAAAUACAUAUUUUAGCUUUUGUUUGUUUGCAACACAUUAGUGAAAACUAUUUGUCAUAUAACUUAAGGCUGACGGAGGAAAGGCUAGGACAGGCAUGUCCCAGAGAAGACAACAUGCGAACACUGGCAUCGGAGGGGAUUUCCAGAACACUGGAGAAACAGGGCUGUGGGUAGAAAAUAGUAAACAUUUUUCAAAUAUGCCACAGCUUCAUCAAGGCGAGGCAGUUAUCAGCCUGCUACUAGGGGUCAGGUCAGAGUUCGUAUCCGUGCUUUCUAUGGAUGCGGGAAUCGAGGGAAAAAGCAUGUGGCAAAUCACAUUGCACGUAUGAAAAGUGCACUCACGGAUCAAAGGGGUCACUUCAUAAAAUUUUCAGUUCACCAUGUGGAAUUGCCAUCACAGGAACGGUCACAGUCAUAUUCAUAUUGGCCAAUCUGUCUAAAACUUAGCGAUAGACAUGCUGUGGGAGCCUUGCCGGCCUUUGAUGACCUCACGACAAAUGAAGCAGCACUUAUGUUAUGAGUUCCAAGACGCAGGUGAGAACAGCGGGCCUCAGGGAAGCAGAAAACCUCUGUAGGGUAGGUAACACUUUCAAUUAGUGGACUGGAUGGCAGGGUUUCAAGGAAUCUGACUGAUAGGACACUAUGUCCUUCAGAAGCAGCUUCAUUCAUGCAUUUGUUCAUUCACUCAUUCUUUUGUCAUAGCUGUGAGAAAAAAUAAAAAGCACCUACACUCAAGAAAUUUACUUUCCAGUUAGGGAAGGACAAUUAAGAUAAAUGUACACACACACACACACACACACAUACAUACACACCCAUACAUGCACACAUACAUACACACACACAGCGAACAUACAAGCGAGCGAACAACAGCGAAUGUACAUCCCCACCAUGCUGCACACGGCAGCCGUGACUAGAGCCUCACCAUCACGCCCUGACUAGAGCCCCAUCACGCCCUGACUAGAGCCCCAUCACGCCCUGACUAGA